Messenger RNA from Rhizophagus irregularis DAOM 181602=DAOM 197198, 1704 nucleotides. RefSeq lists its product as uncharacterized. Lineage: Eukaryota; Fungi; Glomeromycota; Glomeromycetes; Glomerales; Glomeraceae. Gene Ontology annotation, molecular function: ATP-dependent protein folding chaperone; ATP binding. The record is from RefSeq and is a predicted model, not a curated record.
AUGUCGUCGGAUUAUUCUGAUAUCCGUGUUGUGGUCGGUUUAGAUUUUGGAACAACUUACUCGGGGUUUACAUAUUGUCAUAUAUCUGAUGGAAAGAAUAAUCUUGUCACUAACGAUCAAUGGCCUGGCGAUAUUGGUCAAUUAAAAACAAAUACGGCACUUCAAUAUGACGAAAAUUAUGUUAAGAUUGAAUCAUGGGGAAUUUCAGCACUGUCGAAACGCCAAAAAAAAAAGAAAGAAAAUAAAAAUAGGCCUGCUGAAUUAUUUAAAUUACAUCUAGGGAAACUUGCAGAAAAUCUCAGACCAGAACUACCAGUAGAUUUUAAGAAGGCCAUUACUGAUUAUCUUAAAGAAAUUGGAAAGUCGAUUAAGGUUGAAAUUAAGUCUGCUUGGCAUGGAAUUGAUUUCUUUGAGAAUGUAUUUGUUAUUAUAACCGUACCUGCGGAAUAUUUAGAGAAGGAUAAAGAAAUCAUGAGAGAAUGUGCAUAUAAAGCCGGACUUAUUAAAGAAAAGGAAUCGAAAAAUUUACAAUUUACCACAGAACCCGAAGCUGCUGCAAUUUAUUGUAUGGAAAAUAAUUUGAAAACAUACGGUCUUAAUAUUCCUGGAACUACUUUCAUGAUAGUCGACUGUGGAGGCGGUACAGUAGAUUUGACUACACGAAAAGUAUUAAAGGACGGACAACUGGGUGAAGUUACUGAACGAGCUGGAGAUUAUUGUGGAAGUACAUUUGUUGAUAGGGAAUUUAUUAAAGUUCUACGUAAGAUUCUCGGAGAUGACGCAAUUGAUUUAUUAAGAGACAAACACUACGGACAAAUGCAAUAUAUGGUUCAGGAAUUCUGUCGUGAUGCUAAAAUGCCGUUCACCGGAGAAGAGUCCGAGUUUAAGAGUUAUGAAAUGGAUAUUGAAGAGGUAGUUCCUGUUAUAAUGAAAUGCGUGACAGAUGAAGUAAGAGAGAAGAUGGAAGAUAAAGAUUGGGUAAUAGAAUUUAAAUACAAUGAUAUCAAAUCAUUGUUUGAUCCUGUUGUUAACAGAAUCAUCAAGCUUAUACAAAUCCAGCUUGAUAAUACUAAAGAUGAAUGUUCUGCAAUGUUUCUGGUGGGAGGAUUUAGUCAAUCAAAAUAUUUACAAAAAAGAAUUAAAGAAAAAUUUCAGCAACGAAUUGAGAAUAUUUCAACUCCUACACUUCCUAUUGCAGCAAUAUCACGCGGCGCAACUUUAUAUGGAUUGAGUAUGAAAAAUUCAGAACCUAGUUCGGACAAUAAAGAUCCUCCUAAAUUUGUAAUAAAUGAACGUGUAUUGAAAUAUACUUAUGGAAUUAGAAUAAGUCCUAAAUGGAAAGAAGGAGAUCCAAUCGAAAGAAAACGUUCUAACGGACGAAUUCGUAAAUUUCGUUGUAUGGCGCGAAGAGGAACUAAAGUAAAAGUUAAUCAAGAAUUUACUAUAUUGCAGUUGCCAGCAUUCCCAGAUCAAGAUUCUAUCAAGUUUGUUAUAUAUUAUACGACCGAAUAUGAUGCAAAAUACUGUGAUGAAGAUGGGAUGGAAAAACUUGGAAGUCUCUCAAUUUCUCUUCCUGAUGUUCAGCUUGGAAUUGAUAGACCUAUAGAGUUUGGAUUAACAUUUGGACGAAUGGAAAUAACUGCUACUGCUAAAAAUAAUCGUAAUGGACAAAAUUACCAAGCUACUUUAACGUUAGAUAUAUAA